AUGCGCCAGCCAGAGACUUUGUACUCCUUCGCCCGAUUUAUUGUUGCCUUUCCUGGCUUGGCAUUGGGCUACAAGCAAGAUGCACGAAAUGAUCUCUUCUUCAUCGCUUUCAGGGAGUACAUCAAGAGCAUUACAUUGGCGUCCAGCGAUUCUGUCGGAGUGGAGGAGGCGAGGAAGACUUAUGUGCGCAACUUUGAUGCUCUGACGGAGAUGUGUUUAACCUGGACACACCGCUCCUUUCGCUGGCUUUCGCUUUACACAUUCCUUGGGCUGUGGAUGCGGUCGAUUCUGUGGGAACGGCCAGAGAUUUGCUUCGGUCGAAAUUUGUCGCUGGAUGCGCAG
Symbiodinium pilosum is the source of this 342-nucleotide messenger RNA. NCBI's taxonomy places the organism in Eukaryota, Dinophyceae, Suessiales, Symbiodiniaceae. The record is from the annotation of a GenBank genome assembly.